GUAGACAGUACGCGUCCGGCAGUGCUGGAGUAUUGAUUGCUUAAAGAGAGUGGUGUGGUAGUGCGGAUGAUAUAUCUCGGUUUCAGUUAGUUUUAGUUUUUUUUUAUUAAAGAAAAAAGGAAAAUUUACGAAAUCCGAGAAUCAAAAUGGAGAACGCCAGUUUUGUACCAGACAUUAUCCCUGCAGAUCUCGAAAAGAGUUGGCAUAUACCAAGACCUACACUAGCUCACAGUUCGAAAAGUUCCAAAGGAUCUACGUCUAGUAAUAAUAGUACACAUAAGGAUGUAUACUUGGUUACAAAUCCAAAUCGUUUAAAUACUCUAAAAGGGAUAGACAAAUUUUAUGCUACAGAAAAUGGACUUAUAAUAUCAGGAGUACAGUUUAAUGUUAACUGGAGUGUAGAAGAAAUUAAUAGAUGUUUAAAAGGUUUAUUUCCUGUACAUUUGGAAGAAGCAGAUUUUGAAAUUAUGGUACCUAUAGGGGGCAGGCUAACUAAACCCAACCUUCCCCAAGGAAAAGCACUGGAUGGUAUGCAUAUGAAGGCAAUUUUUAUACAGAAAGCUGUAUACAUUAGAAAAAUUGCCUCAGAAAAUCAUAUUGAACCACAAUUGGAAAUUUCAAACCCAACUGGAGCUUCCCCAGCAAAUUCUGAAAAUGACUAUACUGAAAAUACACUUGAGGAAGAUCUUGCAUUAGCAAUUAGAAAUAGUUUAGUAGACCUAAAUGAGGAGGUAGAGACAUUGGAAGGAAUUCUUCAAAAUUUACACCGCAAAAUAGAUAAUACAAAAAUCUCUCAUUUUAAUGUUUACAGAAAUGAUAUUUUCAAAUGUUGCAUUAAGGCCAUGAAUAGAAAAUCCUUUAAUAUAUUUAAUAAGAUAUCUGUAAAAUUUAGUGAUGUUGAAGGAGUCUCCGAAGGGGCUGUUGAUGUUGGAGGCCCAACGCGCGAAAUGCUUCGGUUGUCUAUGAAUUACAUCAAAAACUGUAGUUUAUUCUUUGGCGAGAACAAAAAAUAUCUUCGCCUAGAUUUGGAGUUGCUAGAAAACCGUCACUAUUUUGAGGCAGGUCGUUUAAUUUGCCUUUCUCUAUUACACGGAGGUCCAGCACUGCACUUUUUUUCUGAAAACUUGUUUUUAAUUUUAACAACUGGAAUCUCUGAUACAGCACCUAACUUAAAUGAUAUUGAAUACCAUUUAAAGGAGAAAAUUGCAAAAUUAUAUGAAAUAGAUGAUAUUAGCUUACUGCAGGAAUAUAUAACAGAAGAGCCUUUAUUUGCUAUUGCUGGCUGCCAUUUUGUAAAAAGCAUAGAAGACAGAGAAAAAUUAGUUCAGGAUAUUGUGCAGUUCUAUGGUUUUCAUAGGCUACGACCUGCGUUGGAGCAGUUUCAAGAAGGCCUUAGUACGGGAAAUAUUUUAACUUUGUUUAAGAGUUAUCCAAAUAUUUUUAAAGAAUUUUUGUGUGGAGAUCAGGGGCCAAUCACUGCAAAUACUUUUGAACAAAUGUACGAAAUAGAUUUUAGUGAAGUUGGUAGUUCAAAGCGACAAAUUGAGAACAGAAUCAUAACUUUUUGGAGAGACUAUGUUUUAGAUGCUGAAGAAGGAGACAAUGAAAUUAGUACACAAGAAAUUUUGGUGUUUUGUACUGGAGCUGACGAGAUUCCACCCCUAGGUUUCGAUUUAAAACCAACAAUAAAAUUUUUACACGAUCAAAGUAUAUAUCCAACCGCAAAUACAUCCGGAUCCCUCCUGCUGACUGCGGCCAACCUGGCGCAGAUCCAGACGCAGAAUCAGCACGGCCAAGGCGCCGCCGCCGCCUGCGAGGAGGCGACCGAGAUCGCGAGCACGCGAGACCAAAACAUACGCUACUACCUCGAGAGCGCGGGCGCGGUCGACGCCCUGGCGCUCCACGCCGCCCGGCUGGCGGGCGGCAAGAAACCCGAGCCGGACACGGCGUCGAUGUGCAGCUCGACGCACUUCACCGUCGACAUGAGCCGGCAGCAGAAGCAGCCGCGCAGGAGCUUCUGCAAGAAGCACCGCAUCACGUUGCUCGUGCUGAGCAUGUCGGCUCUGUUCACGAUAGGCAUCGUGGCCGCCAUAUUUAUGUUAGAAAUGAGAGCCAAAAACCAGAGGUAUUAAUCCGAUUAUUUUACCACUUUAACCUAAAGGCAUUCACCAUUUCUUAGCUAGGAAUAU
Brassicogethes aeneus is the source of this 2189-nucleotide messenger RNA. The record is from the annotation of a GenBank genome assembly. Lineage: Eukaryota; Metazoa; Arthropoda; Insecta; Coleoptera; Nitidulidae.